AUGCCCAAUAAAGAGUUUGUAGAUGAACAAGAGAAAAUGUACAAGUUGCCGCCCGAGCAGUUGGAUCCCGAUAUGUCCAAGCGCACUAAUAUGUUUAACGUGAGACACUUUGAGGUGCAAUCCGUUCAACUUAAUUUCGGCCCUCAACACCCUGCCGCCCACGGUGUACUUAGGCUGAUUAUGGAGUUGGACGGUGAGCUUGUCAUUCGCUUAGAUCCCCACGUUGGGUUUCUUCAUCGAGGCACGGAAAAACUCAUGGAAUAUAAAACCUACACACAAAAUCUCCCUUAUGUGGAUCGACUUGAUUAUUUUAGUAUGAUGUCCAGCGAACAAUGCUAUUCACUGGCUGUUGAAAAGCUACUUGGUAUCGAUAUUCCUCCGCGUGCCAAAUAUAUUCGCACAAUGUUCGCGGAGGUAACCAGAAUCCUAAACCACUGCUGUGCUCUCGGUGCUAAUAUUCUUGACAUGGGUGCUAUCACGCCAUUCUUCUGGUUGUUCGAGGAGCGUGAGAAGCUGUUGGAAAUGUACGAACGCGCGUCCGGAGCACGUUUUCACGCCGCCUACGUUCGCCCAGGUGGAGUCAGCCUCGAUAUUCCUCUGGGCUUCAUGCAGGACCUUUACGAAAUCAUAGAGAAACUGCCACAACGUCUUGAUGAGAUAGAAGAUUUGCUUCUAACCAAUCCAUUGUGGACUCAUCGUACCCAGGGCAUUGGUGUCGUUUCGGCCCAGGACGCCAUCGAUUUGGGCUUCACUGGCGUCAUGCUCCGAGGUUCUGGUGUCCAGUGGGAUCUUCGUAAGACGCAGCCCUACGAUGCUUACGAAGACAUGGAUUUUGACGUCCCAAUUGGUGUCAACGGUGAUGUGUACGAUAGGUUUAUGAUACGGAUUGAGGAAAUGCGUCAGUCCUGUCGCAUUAUCCAUCAAUGCCUCAACAAGAUGCCGCCAGGCGAAGUGAGAAUCGACGACGCCAAAAUUGUGCCACCCAGACGAGCGGAAAUGAAGAAUUCAAUGGAGGCCCUCAUUCACCACUUUAAACUCUUCACUGAGGGCUACAAUGUUCCUCCCGGUGUCACCUACACGGCAGUUGAGGCUCCAAAGGGCGAAUUCGGUGUCUACAUGGUGUCCGACGGAAGCAACAUUCCCUACCGUUGCAAGCUGCGCACCCCUAGCUUCGCACACUUGGCGGCUGCCAAUAAACUCUGCAAGGGCUUCUUAUUGGCUGAUGUUGUUUCAGUUCUGGGUAGGUCUUGCUCCCUCUCUUCCGUAUCCCAUUAG
Mesocestoides corti is the source of this 1275-nucleotide messenger RNA. NCBI's taxonomy places the organism in Eukaryota, Metazoa, Platyhelminthes, Cestoda, Cyclophyllidea, Mesocestoididae. The record is from the annotation of a GenBank genome assembly.